Molecule: messenger RNA, 660 nt
Organism: Didymodactylos carnosus
Lineage: Eukaryota; Metazoa; Rotifera; Eurotatoria; Philodinida; Philodinidae
Source: the annotation of a GenBank genome assembly
AUGACGGAAUCGACUACGAAAAAUGAAAGUGGAAUUCCUUCAGUAAUGAGAGCAGCACAACAAACCAAUUUCGGAGAUGUUCGUGAUGUUUUGACGAUUGUUGAUAAUGUUCCCAUACCUCGACAAUUAUCUUCGAAACAAAUUCUCAUUCGUGCUCAUGCAGCUUCAAUCAAUCCAGCCGAUUGGAAAAUAAUGAGUGGAAUGUUAUCCAUAUUCAUUCGUUAUUCUUGGCCUCAUAUACCUGGUAGUGAUGUUGCAGGUGAAAUUGUUGAUAUGGGUCCAGAAGUGAAACGUUUUCGUGUUGGUGAUCAUGUCUAUGGCAAUGUUGGCAUUGGGGCAGGUGCUUUUGCUGAAUAUGUUCGAGCGGAUGAGUCUCUAUUUGCAUUGAAACCAAAGAAUUUAACAAUGGAAGAAGCAGCAGCAGUGCCAGUGGCUUGUGACACAAGUUAUCAAGCAUUGUUUCAUAAAGUUUCACCACCAAUUGGAAAGGGAAGUAAAAUCUUCAUUUGUGGUGGAAGUUCAGCCUGUGGAUUAUUUGCGAUUCAAUUAGCAAAAGCAGUUGGUGCCUCAGUAGCAACAACAUGUUCACAAAGAAAUUUUCAACUAAUGGAAAAAUUAGGUGUGUCUUUCUUCAUCAAUUCGAAUGACUUCUCAGUGUGA